AUGCCUCCAGCAUCCAGUUCAGUACACAAGCCCAGAAAGCGAGCUGCCGUUUCAAAGAAACCACGAAAGAAUGAACGACGAAAGCUCGAACUCAUCAACAAACUCGCAGACACCAACUCGUUCGAGAUCGAAAAUCGAGUUAUGCAUGCCAAAGAUAAUUACCGGAAACUCCAUGACCUUUUCUAUUCAGCAGAAAAGUCGCGCGACGCUAUAAAGUUAUCGUAUGAAGAUGCUAAAAGGGCACUGGAAGGUGCUAGGAAGGAACUUGGAGAUGCUGAGCAGACGCUCAAUCACGCCAGGGAGAACAGAGAUGAAGCGUGGCAGUCCUUGGCUCUGGCCAAUAAGAUGAAAGAUGCUUGCAAAGCUGUAAAGGGCAGGAACCAAGCCAAACGGGCGCUCAGCAAGGCCGAAAUCAGUUCUUUGGAACAAGAUAAUUUGGCGAUGUCCCUCGUCGACCAGAUUGAGCAGAGUGAAUUGGACUCGUUUUUUGGAGACAAAGCACAGCUGGAUGGCGAUCAGUAA
Fusarium sp. VM40 is the source of this 522-nucleotide messenger RNA. The record is from the annotation of a GenBank genome assembly. Lineage: Eukaryota; Fungi; Ascomycota; Sordariomycetes; Hypocreales; Nectriaceae.